Messenger RNA from Plasmodium cynomolgi strain B, 1428 nucleotides. RefSeq lists its product as hypothetical. The record is from RefSeq and is a predicted model, not a curated record. The transcript has 2 exons. The coding region runs from base 1 to 1428 and encodes 475 amino acids. Lineage: Eukaryota; Apicomplexa; Aconoidasida; Haemosporida; Plasmodiidae.
AUGACGGAGAGGGGAAAGAGUGCGAAGAGGUUUAUUCAGGAGGGGGAAAGGGCGGGGGAGGAGAAGCGCGCCAAGGGAGAUGACCUCCUUGACGGUGGGGAGGAUGAUCUGCUUGGCGGUGGGGAGGAUGAUCAGCCCAGUGAUAGGGGGAAUGAUCAGCCAAGUGAUAGGGGGGAGCAGUUUGACGAGAUAGCAGCCGCCGCUUCACUCGAGGGGGUCGGCCCCCCGACCCAGACGCAAGCCCACCAAACAGAUGGCACGAGGAAGAGCCCAGAAAAGGCACAAGCGGUACCCAAUGAAGAAAUAAAGAAGUACAUAGAGAAAAGAAUACCAAACGUUAGCAGAAAUUUACAAGUAGACGUAUGUGUAGCCAUACCCUCCUCCAUUAUAAACAACAGGAGCGACGUAAUAAAGUCCUAUUUGACGAGCUACUUGGCGAGAAUAUUCACCGUUUUUUCCGUCUCCAAGGUGUACAUAUAUGACGACCAAAUGGCCAACGAGCGGUGUGAGCAGCAGUUGAAUAGUGGGAACUCCACCCAUGGUACUGCCCAUCCGCACAAGACGCACGAGGGGGACCAAAACUACCACAUCGAUAGGGUUGGCAGUAAGCACCAAGGAAAGAGACCAAGCAGUCACUCAUCUUCACAGGAAGGAGAAGGAGAAAAAUCAACCCCCCAAUAUUCCUACUUGUGUCAGUACCUACACUACAACUUACAGUAUUUGGAGACACCACAAUAUUUGAGAAAGCACCUUUUCCCUAUAACUCAUUUUUUAAAGCACUCAGGAAUAAUGAAUCCUGUGGAUGCACCCCACCACUUGAGAAGCGAUGAGUGGCUUCCUUUUCGAGAAGGGGUUGUAAUAAAGAAGAAGUCAAAUGGAGUCAUUGUGGACGUUGGGUUGUUUGCUCAUGCACAUAUAGAAAAUGUAACCCAUGUGGAUAUUGGGACGAGAGUUACCGUCCUGUUUCAUCCCAACUCGUUUCUCCUAUUUCAGAGGAGAAAUGGAAAUGCUUUAUUUUCAGGAAAAUUAAUUAACCCCAGUACUCCAAAGCUGUACAAUUUGUAUUGGGGGUACUCCGUCGAACUGCUAAAACGGCUGAGCGAUGUUUUUGACCUCGGCGUAGACUACAUCGUGGGCACCUCCGAGCGGGGGCACUGCAUGGGCGACGCGGCCGACGCGAUCAGAGGAGUCAGCUCCAUCCUCAUCGUGUUCGGAAACAAGCAGGGGCUGGAAGACCUGCUCAUCAAGGAGCGCGAAGAGCGGAAAAAAAAAAGCUACGCCGUGGAGAAGAGGAGCAAAGUUUUGAACAAAAUGUUGAAGAAAUUCCACCUAUUCGUUAACACGUGCCCCCACCAGACCUCCAGGACAAUACGGACGGAAGAGGCCAUAGCGAUAACGUUGUCGCUGUUUCAUAACAUUCUCGUGUAG